Messenger RNA from Columba livia (rock pigeon), 1215 nucleotides. Its product is annotated as apelin receptor A-like. Lineage: Eukaryota; Metazoa; Chordata; Aves; Columbiformes; Columbidae. Gene Ontology annotation, biological process: cell chemotaxis; calcium-mediated signaling; G protein-coupled receptor signaling pathway. The record is from RefSeq and is a predicted model, not a curated record. Gene Ontology annotation, cellular component: external side of plasma membrane; membrane. Bases 14 to 1177 code for a protein of 387 amino acids. The transcript has a single exon. Gene Ontology annotation, molecular function: C-C chemokine receptor activity; C-C chemokine binding.
GUCGGGGAGGAGGAUGCUGCGCCGGGGCGGAGCGUCGGUCCCGGGGCCGCCCCGAGGCAGGGGUGGCGGUGGAGCCCAUGGCUCCCAUAUAGCGGCGCGGGCGGGCGCCGGGGGGGCGGCCGCGAUGGAGUACGCGGAGGUGGACGAGUACUACUACGGGGAGGAGGUGGCGGGCAACGCGACGUGGGAGGCGUGUGAGUGGCAGGCGGACUGGGAGGCGUCGUUCUCGCUGCUGCCGCUGCUCUACCUUCUGGUCUUCGCGCUGGGGCUGUCGGGCAACGGGCUGGUGCUGCUGACGGUGUGGCGCGGCCCGCGGGCCCGGCGCCGCUCCGCCGACGCCUACAUCGGGAACCUGGCGCUGGCCGACCUGGCCUUCGUGGCCACGCUGCCGCUCUGGGCCGCCUACACGGCGCUGCGCUUCCACUGGCCCUUCGGCGCGGCGCUCUGCAAGCUCAGCAGCUUCCUGGUGCUGCUCAGCAUGUUCGCCUCCGCCUUCUGCCUGGGCGGCCUCAGCGCCGAGCGCUGCCGCGCCGCCGCCCCGCCGCCCCGCGUCGCCCCCCGCCGCCGCCCCGCCGGGCUGGGCCCGCUGGCCGCGCUCUGGGCGGCGGCGGCGGCGGCGGCGCUGCCGGCGCUGCUGCUGCGGGAGGCGCGGCGGGGGCCGCGGAACCGGACGCUGUGCGAGCUGGCGGCGGGGGGCGCGGGGCGGGCGGCGGCGCUCAGCCUGGGCGCCACGGCGCUGGGCUUCGCCGCGCCGCUGCUGCUCAUGGCCGUGUGCUACUGCUGCGUGGCCGCCGCCGUCCGCCGCCACCUGCGCCCGGGGCGCGCCGAGGCGGCGGCGCGGCGGCGGCUGCUGCGGCUGAUCGCGGUGCUGGUGGCCGCGUUCGCCGGCUGCUGGCUGCCCUUCCAUCUGCUCAAGAGCCUCUUCGCGCUGGCGGCUGCCGGGCUGCUGGAGCUGCCCUGCGCGCUGCUGGGGCUCAUCGCCCGCCUGCACCCCUACGCCACCUGCCUCGCCUACCUCAACAGCUGCCUCAACCCGCUGCUCUACGCCUUCCUCGACGGCCGCUUCCGCGCCCGCUGCCGCCUGCUGCUGGGUCCACGCCGCGCGCCCGCCGCCGCCUCCUCGCUCAGCGGCCCCACGCAGCGCUCCGAGCUCGGCUCGGCCGGCACCAAGCUGUAGCCCCGCCGCGCCCCAAUAAACGCCCUAUCGCCGCCGGA